AACCCGCUUGUUCCUCAUAUAGCCUUUCAAUGCUUUCAGUGUUUGCAUUGUUAUCAAAGCAAGGAAGAUAAAGAUAUUGAUAUGCAUUACAAAUAAUUUUAGUCAUCGCAUUCUGCGUAAACACACGUUUUGUGCUAGUCGGAUUAAAAGUAUUACUUGGAUCGAAGCCAUGUGGACACCAGUUCUGUAUGCGAGAAUUCUACUCCUAUUAAAUAUUCAUUAUGGGAUCGCAUACAAACAAUACAACAACGAAGAGCUACCAGUGUCAGACAUAAAAACAAAGUCAAAUCUUGGAGAUACCGUUUCCGUUCCCGAUGAAGAAAACGAUAACUUGUCGCCUGGAUUAAUUGUAUUCCCUCCGAACACUCACCCAAAAAUUAUAAAACAAACCUUCACAAGAGAAGAUGGUCACAAUAAUGACACAUACAGUAGCCACGACGCAGUGCCAAUUGUUGAAAAGGCUGGCUUAAACGGAAAAGAAAAUUCAGUGUCUGAAGAAUGUGUAAUUGAAGUUGAAAAGCGUUCAGUGGAUAGAUUUCGUCAUUUGGUUUUCAGAUCUGACAGUAAUUUUGUCUUUUUAAAUUUAACUUCAAAAAAUGGUUCAGGUAUACAUUUAAAACGCGCCAAAUGGACAAUUUCAGAACAUAUUUGGAUAUGGACCUUUUCCGGAAAAGAAGGUGCUCUAGAAUUUCUCAAAUGGCCAGCUGAAUUUGGAAUUUGGUCAAUGGGGUUAUUGUACGAAUCAGUGCUAAGAAAACCAAUUAAUAUAUUACUGGAAAGAAAAGAAGGCAACUGUUCGAUAUUAGAAGUCGGAAAUAAGGAUGAUGAUCAUUUAAUUGCGAAAGCGUUAACAAAUUUAACACUUGAAAUGAUGGCGUUCGGCCCAGAGAAAUAUGGACCAAGUUUUUAUUGCUACCGAAAAAGAAUGAUAAUAGAACCAUACGUACUCUGCAAGCACAUUGUGUGUCCGACUGCGGCAGUAAAACACUCUUGCUGCGAUUUCUUCUUCAACAAAUCUUUAAAUGAGAGGGUAAUGGUCUGUAACGAAUUGGAAUUCGAUUACGACGAAAUGUGGUGGGUCUUUCCAAUCAUUCUUUCGACAGUAUUGCUGAUAUAUUCACCUUUAUUUCUCCUGUACAUACUGUGUCUCUAUUCCGAAAGGGAAAGCGGUCGUCUGCGAUUAAAUGUUUUGAAUGUGCUUACGGAGAACACUAUAACUUUUACACAAGACAACAACGAAUCUAUGAUUAUACAUUCUCACGAUGAGUAUAUCUUAUUCGAUGGUAUUAAUCAUGUCACUUUGUUAAACACAAUCUGUAUUCCUUUGAACAUGAGUUUGGCAGCAAUUGGUUGUUUUACAGACGUUUUUAAGCGCUUGGUUAGACUUCUCAUUCCUGUAUUAAGCUUAACCUUUGUUGGACUGCAAGCAUUGUUAGAUUAUACUUUUUUGUUCGAAUUUGUACACGAUUGUGUUGAAUCUGGUGUACCUAUGGGUUUUCGCUCAAUGCUGACGGGCUAUGAUAAAAGUAAAUAUAUUUUUCUUCCCUACAUUGGUGGCCCUUUUGUUGCUCUGUCGUGUUAUUUAAUCAUCACUGGUGUGCUUGUUAUUGCACCCGGCGAUCCAGCUAGACUAUUGUCCGAUGCUGCAGUAGCUUCGAGAUCAUCACAAAACAAUCCUGAGGCUUCGCCACUCUUUCUGAGUCUCGACGAUAUAGCAAUAUUCGGUUCGAUGAAUCUCAAGCACAACAAAGGCUUUCGUAAGAUAUUUGACAUUUUACUUUCCCAAUUCUAUAUGCUUAUGAAUGUGAAGUUCUGGAAACACAUUUUCAAAACUCAAACAGCGCGAUGGAAUGUUUAUAGUAAAUGUUGUCUGUGCUUUCUUUUCUUUCCUUUGUAUUUAAUAUUGUGUUGUGUAGAAAUUGUCUUAUCUGUAAUAAUAUAUGGCUUCCCGAUUGUAUCAUUUGGAAUGCUGUUAACUAAAGCAUAUUGUAUUCCUUUUAACAGAGGCGUUCGUAGAUGUAGAGAUCAUAUUUGCAUGUAUCUUUUUACAGGUUGUCUCAUUCUAUCAGUUGUAUAUUUUAUCUUCAUGUUUGCUACUAUUUUCUCUGACGCUUCUUUGUUUCUUACACGUGUUGCUAUAUUUACAUUCACUGGCAUCAUCGUUUUUCCUAAAACGGCGUACGGAUAUAUGAUAUUUGGCUUCACUGUGUUUUACUAUCUUUGGAACUGUUUCAGUGAUUUUUCUAUGACUUAUAGCCGUCUCAUGAAGGAUAUUAUCAAAAUUACAAAGGGCUUGCAGCGGCAAAAUGAAAACACUCAGAAAAAGGUGCUUUUCAAACAUAAGGACAAAUGGGGGAUUAGAGAGUCCCUUUUUGAACUAGCCAUAGAAAACCACAGCCCUCGACGAAAAUUGUUGUUUUCGACGCUCCUCCGAGCAUUCGUUGUUCUCGGGUUACUGGGAAUUUGUAUUAACAUGCUUUUCAAAACGGACAGUUUCCGUGAGCUUCAUGUCAUAAUGCAUGUUGGGACGGCUUUGUUUAUUUGCGCUUUACCGCAGAUAGUGAACCGCGUUUGCAAGAAAAAGGACAGCGUUAAGGUAUUAAAGCGACGCAGAAAAGCAUUGGUCAACACAGUUAAGGCAUAUCUUGGGUAUUUUGCUGAUAGUGAAACGUCUGAUUCGGAAGUUAAUGGUGUUUAAAAGCAAAUAAAGAAUAAGAUAGCAUGG
Molecule: messenger RNA, 2725 nt
Organism: Mya arenaria
Lineage: Eukaryota; Metazoa; Mollusca; Bivalvia; Myida; Myidae
Exons: 2
Coding region: 170-2698 (842 amino acids)
Source: RefSeq, a predicted model, not a curated record